AUGGCAGAAGCUCACAAGCCGAAGCCUGCGGAUCAGAGGCCUGCGGAUGAGGAUGAAGAAGUCGAUGAGGAGGAAGAGGAAGAGGAAGAGGAGAAUGACACCAAUAAGAGUCAAAAAGAGAUGUCUCCCGCCAUGAACAACACAGAGUUGAAGAGAGUGGUAUCAGGCUCAUUCCAAUUCACGAUCCAGUGCCAGUACGGAACAAUGGACUCUUUCAAAGAGAUCCACAGCAUCGGGACAAAAGGGCAGCAAUUUGCCCAUAACCGGUAUUAUGACGAGCAAGGCAAUGAGCUUCAAAGGUCGGUUUUUCACAUCACGGCCUACAGCGAAGAUGAAGAGGAUGAGUGGCCCACCAGAAAGUAUGCCCUUCUAGUUCUUCAUGCAGAAGGGCAAUUUGGGCUGCCCAUCAUUUUCACAUCAAGUAUCCCAAUCCAAGGACGUCCGGGAAGACUUUCGUUGGGCUAUGUGUGGAAUGGCCAGGAACAACAAUUCGAUGCAGACCCUUUCGCAAUCCGGAUCUAUGUUCCUGAGAAAAUGGCCGAUACGGCUGAGGAAGAUAACUUUGAUUCCUCAUUCUUUGAUAUUUCUGAGAAGUAA
Molecule: messenger RNA, 597 nt
Organism: Penicillium waksmanii
Lineage: Eukaryota; Fungi; Ascomycota; Eurotiomycetes; Eurotiales; Aspergillaceae
Exons: 3
Coding region: 1-597 (198 amino acids)
Source: RefSeq, a predicted model, not a curated record